AUGGCCCGGCCCGGGAGACCCACUGGCCAUCCCCAAAACUUUUUCACUGUCGCAGAUGACGGCAGCGCCGAAGCUGCUGGUGGGGUUGAUAUCGGUGUCGGUGAUGGUGGAGAUGCGUGGCUUUCGAAGCCAUGGCACCAGCCGGUGGACGUCUCCGCUGAUGGCGCCGUCGACCACGUCGCGGGAGCAGUCGAAGAGGACGGCGAACAGGCCGCCGUCGAUAGCCUAGAGAGAGACGUCCCAAACCGGAGCAGCAAUGCCGAACUCCUAAGGCGGCUCCGGCGAGGUCUGUGGGGAAUGGAAGGCUUGCUUGGCUGCUGCCCGCUCCCAGCCACUGAAGAGGACUUGCGCACAUGGAGGUGGUUGGGACGGAGUGAUGGCAGCUUCGUGUGGCCAUGCAAGGGUGGAGAGAAACUGGAAGUUCUCAAUGCCAUGAUCAAACAUCAAACCCAAAUCUCCAUUCUAGAUGGUGUCACAAAGCGGUUCUACAAGACGGAUGGUGUCACAAAGCGCUUCUACAACAAAGAUGGUGUCACAAAGCGGUUCUACAACAAAGAUGGUGUCACAAAGCGGUUCUACAACACGGAUGGUCUCACAGAGCGGUUCUACAACACGGAUGGAGUCACAGUUGGUCCAGAGCGGUUCUACAACACGGAUGGCGUCAAAAAGCGGUUCUACAACACGGAAGGUGUCACAGAGCGGUUCUACAACACGGAUGGAGUCACAGUUGGUCCAGAGCGGUUCUACAACACGGAUGGAGUCACAAUUGGUCCAGAGCAGUUCUACAACACGGAUGGCGUCAAAAAGCGGUUCUGCAAUACGGAUGGAGUCACAGUUGGUCCAGAGCAGUUCUACAACACGGGUGGUAUUACAAAGCGCUUCUGCAACACGGAUGGAGUCACAGUUGGUCCAGAGCGGUUCUACAACACGACUGGUGUCACAGAGCGGUUCUACAACACGAAUGGAGUCACAGUUGAUCCAGAGCGGUUCUACGACACGGAUGGUGUCACUGUUGAACCAGAGCAGUUCUACAACACGGUACCAGCGCGAUUCUACAACAAAGACGAAGUCACGGGAGUCCCGUAUUCCGAAGCGCUGAUCUAAACCAUAGAACGACACUUCGCUGUGGAGCUGGCUCCGUUCUACACAGCAGAAGCCAUGUGGAAGAAGAAUCUAAAAUGUAGAACAGCAAUUCACAGCGAUUAUCCAUGCUUGACUAGGGAAAUAAUUCUAUUUCUUCCUAGGGCAGCAAAGGCCUGAUGAACUAGUAAUGUUUUUUGUUUCUUUUCGGAAGAUGUUUUUGCUAUUUUGAAUGUGUUAUAUUGUCUACGUUUCUGGUGUUGGGUUAUUCAUUUGAA
Messenger RNA from Vitis riparia (riverbank grape), 1358 nucleotides. RefSeq lists its product as uncharacterized. Lineage: Eukaryota; Viridiplantae; Streptophyta; Magnoliopsida; Vitales; Vitaceae. The record is from RefSeq and is a predicted model, not a curated record. The transcript is spliced from 4 exons. The coding region runs from base 1 to 1104 and encodes 367 amino acids.